Messenger RNA from Punica granatum (pomegranate), 3377 nucleotides. The record is from RefSeq and is a predicted model, not a curated record. Lineage: Eukaryota; Viridiplantae; Streptophyta; Magnoliopsida; Myrtales; Lythraceae.
UAGUUUGGCGCGUUUGUCAUCUGAUAAUAGCUCUGUUGUUUGUCGCUCAAGGUUCUGUUCUAUGGUUUCGGAGCUCUGUUGUGUUGUAAAGAGCACGGAACCGGCGUGUGCUUCGUUUUGGUUUUACGUUUGUGCUUUGUUUCUUUUCCUAUUUGAAUAAGUGCUUUGUGAUGGCAUUGGUGCACUUGUGGCUUACCGGGUAGGAAUUAGUUCUGUGAUUGCAUAGCUUUCUCAUUGACACGAGCAAGUUGCUACAAUGGAGUUUGGCAUAUCUUAUUGGUGCUAGUCCAUACCCCUUAUCGACUAGUGGUGUAAAGAAUUUCCAUACUGUCAAGAUGUGGUGACCCGUGUACAAGAUUCAAUGCUGAAAUGCUGGAGACAAUAACAGAUACUGCAUUGAAGAGCUCUUGUAGUUUGGAUGUUGAGAAAUAUUCUACUUGUUAUAAGCUUGCCGUCUUGAGUCAGUUGAUGGAGUUCGUAGCUUUGAAGUCGAGUUCAGAUUCUGUUAGUCUGUGCAAGGAGGAAUUCAGUUAUCCUGAUGAUGACUGUAACCAUAAGCAUCGUCGACAGCAGGCACUGCCCGAGCCUUCAAGCACAGAUGCUUUUCAACAACUUGUAAUGACGCCAUCUGAAAAGGUCCAUGAACGUUUUGAAAGUGAGCACCUUUUCCCUGAAAAAAAAGAUAUUUCUACGAAGUUUGGAAGGUCUGCUGGUCCCUCUGUCUCAGUAUUAAUCCCUGAAGUUCCUUUUGACUCAAACCAAAGAGUAAAGCAAGCGUCUUUUGUGGACCCUGGGCCAGGUAGAGGACGUGGAAGGGAUGCUAGUCCAUGGAGCCAAUACAAUUCUAGUUAUCCGUCAGCAGAUGUUUUGCCCCAUAUAGUUCAUCAGGGCUCCAUUUCUUUAAGUGGAAAUGCACUGCCGAAAAUUCCAUAUCCACAUAGUGCGCUGAGGGAUGCAUAUGGAGCAUCAAAUGGAGGUUUUGAUCACCGUAGUUUGUAUAUCUAUCAAGGAGCAUCUAGGCCUCCAUUAAGUUCUUCAUUGAGCUUGGGCUUUCCUCGCCUAAGAUGUACAGACUUUGAGGAGCUAGGAUAUUGUCUAAGAGGUGAUAUGUGCCCCAUGGAGCAUGGUAUCUAUCGAAUUGUGGUUGAAGAUGUUCAGAGCCUUUCACAGUUUAACCUCCCUCUUUCAAUUUCAAGCACAAACCUACAAGGAACAUCUGCUGUUGCAGGACCUCCACCUCCUGCUAAUGUCCCUUCAGUGAGGUUGAUGAAUGAUAAGGAACCACUUAGCAACAGCAAAGGAAGAAUUACCGGUGAUGAUUUAAUCUGGAACCAUGAGUACUCUUGUUCUACUGAUGGGGGUGACGCAGAUCUAUAUGAUCCUGAUCAGCCCCUCUGGAACAGUUUUGAUUCUGGGACAUCAUCUUCACUCUUCACUCUACUGUCGAGGUUUGAUGAAGCUGAAAUAAUGACGAAUGAUGUUGUUCAUCGUGCGAGAGAAAGCGCUGAAGUUGAUACCCACAAUCAAACAACUGGGCAUCUUCUGGCAAAUUUAUCGCAUUGGAAGAGGGGAGGAAUUUCAAGAAGUGUAGUAACAGAGAAAAGUAAAUUAUGUUCUGCUAUGGGUCUUACCAGACUCUUAGAAAAUGAUACCAAUUCAGAAGAGCCUUUCAUCACUUCCAGAUGUCAAGCCACAGACCCCUCUCUUAAGACACAAGAUGAUGUAAUAGGUGCUCGCAAGCCAACCCAGAAAGCAGAACGCACUCUGUUUGUUAGUGGCAUUCCCCAGCAAAGCAACAAAGUACAAUCUCUUCUUUCUCAUUUCCGAAAAUUUGGGGAAGUUACUGAUAUCUACAUUUAUGAAAAUAGUCAACGAGCUUUUAUCCAAUUCUCAAAGUGGGAGGAAGCUGAAGCUGCUCUAAAAGCUCCUGAUGCAGUAUUAGGGAACCGCUUUAUCAAGUUGUCCUGGGCUAAUCGGGAUAGAAUACGGGAGAAUGGUAUAAGGGGUGGAAGUUCUACAUAUAAGACUCAUGGUCAGAAAAGUGGUUUAGUUCCUUCCUGGGCAUUUGUCCGUAAUAGUGGGAAGGACAAUGUUCAACAUGGUGCUGCAAAGGCUGAUGACGUUCAGGAUUUGCAUAUUUCAUCUUCGCCUCACCCCCGAAAAAUGAAGCCUGGGCCCACAAAUGGCUCCAGGGUUCUGCCUCCUUUAAAUAAGAAACUAGCUACUGUGGAGCAAUUGAAGGAGGAACUUCGAAAAAAGCAAGAAUUGCUGGAGCAGAAACAGAAAGACUUCAAGCGUCAGUUGGAGAAGCUAGAGAAACAAGCUGCUGGAAUCAAGGGUGACGUAGCUGCCGAGGAACCUGCCAAGAGACAAAAGCUGGUAUCAGCAUGUGAUGUCCCAAAAUCGGCAGAUUUAGGAUCAUCUAAGACUGGUUCAUCCCCAGGCUCCUGUAACACCGCUAACAUCGUGACAUUACCUCAUGCGAAAAUGGCGGACAGUCAGAAGAAAUCAGCGGACAAUGCGAAGAAUCCCAAUACAAGCUCAGUUAGGACACUACAGGACUCUACUAGUUUCAAGCCAUUCAAUUGUCCUACAGCACCUCUCAGCACCUCUUUUUUGGCAGAUAGAUACAAGGUAGACAGUCGUCCUACUGCAUUUAAAAUCAUUCCACCUUUACCCAGUGGUCUUGCAAAUGUUGCUGCUUUGAAGGAGCAUUUCUCGCCUUACGGCGAACAUUCUAAUGUGGAGUUCAAAAAUAUCGAAGCUAACGCUGAUUUAUCUGAGUCCUGGACUACAAAAAAUUGCUCAGCCUGUGUCAGAUUCACAACACGGCAGUCUGCUGAGAGGGCAUUUAUGCAUGGUAAAUGCUGGAAAGGCCACUACAUGCAAUUCCUGUGGUUGAAAUCGAAUGACUCUAUACCUGCAGCUAAGGUAGCCUCUGAAACUGAUAAUCCAUCAGCUGGAAAAGAAUCUUCCAUAUCUUCACAUGGACCCGCCGCCUGGGGAGCUGGGAAUUCAGGAAUUUCAGAGAGCAAAUUAUUUUGUAGCAACAACAAAGCCGGCGAAGUUUGUUAGGCAAUCCAACAUUAACAUCUACUAACAGUGUUGCAGAGUCACCGAAGGGGAUAAAAGUUGAGCCAAGCCCGACAUUUUUGUAUGGUUAACGCAAAUCCUCGAGCUCCCGAGCAUUCUGUAGGUAGACCUGCUUUAGGAAAUUACAAAUAUUUCAUGUUUAACUUUUUGCCGAUUGUGAAAGGGGGAACUAUCAGAUUUGAAACAUCAAAUGAGAGUAAUGAUUCAUUAGUUGACUGAUAAAUCUCGUAUUACAGAGGGCUGUAGUUGUAUAUACUACUUCGUAUAGCCAACGUUGGAAGAAA